AUGGCACCCAGACGAUCCAAAAGUUCUAAAAAUCCUCCCAUUUUCAGCAGUGAAUUUCUAAUACAGAACCAUGCUGAUAUCGUCUCAUGCAUUGCAAUGGUUUUUAUUAUCGGUUUGAUGUUUCAGGCAACAUCGCCGGUGGCAAGCUUGUUUAUUACCAUGCAGCACAACCUGACAAUCAAUGAUUCCGACAGUGUGCAGCACACAGUCUACUCAACAGGAAGCAAGGAUCUGUUUGCUGUCUCCUUCUAUUUUCUCAUUUGCAUUGUCAUCCAUGCUGUUAUUCAGGAGUAUGUACUGGAUAAACUCAAUCGUAAAAUGCACCUAUCAAAGAUUAAACACAGCAAGUUCAACGAGUCUGGUCAGCUGCUGAUUUUCUACCUGGUGUCUGCUAUUUGGGGAGCUGAUAUUUUGUUCAGGGAGAGCUAUGUAACAAGCAUCAAUCAACUGUGGGAUGGAUAUCCUCAUUCAAACUUACCAUUUACGGUGAAAUUCUUCUUCAUUGUGCAGAUUGCUUAUUGGUUCCACAAUUAUCCUGAACUUUACUUUCAGAAAGUAAGAAAGGAGGAGAUAACAGGAAGGCUUCAGUACACAACCCUGUAUCUUAUUUUUGUGUGUGGUGCAUACUUUCUCAACUUCAACAGAGUGGCCUUAUGCGUGCUAGUUCUCCAUUACGCUGUGGAAUCUCUGUAUCAUCUAGCCUUGCUGUGUCAUUUCUCGGAGAAAAUUGAUAUUGCUGCCAGCAUAUUUACAGUAUUUGAUGUGCUGUUUGUUCUAGUCAGGCUUGGGACCAUCACACUGGCUGUGCUCACUUUCUGGUUUGGUCUGGCCCAGUCAAGUCAGCCAGCCAUAGAUGUGGCUACAGGAAACUACAACACCUACAUUGUCAGAAUUAAUUGCCUGAUUGCCGUUUGCCUGAGUCAAGCAGGGUUGAUGUGGAACUUCAUCACAUUCCAUCUCCGCAAGUGGAGGGAGAGGUCUGGCGGCAACAAGCGACUACGCUCUCCUCUAAAGAAGAAAGCUCCUAAAAUUACUGUCUUCCCUGAGGACCUGGACUCUCUGCCUGAGGUGGAUCAAAACGCUGCUGCAGAAAACGACAGUUUUAGAGCACGGAAAAUUAAGAAAUAA
This is a messenger RNA of Candidula unifasciata, 1128 nucleotides long. NCBI's taxonomy places the organism in Eukaryota, Metazoa, Mollusca, Gastropoda, Stylommatophora, Geomitridae. The record is from the annotation of a GenBank genome assembly.